Biomphalaria glabrata is the source of this 1307-nucleotide messenger RNA. RefSeq names its product RNA-binding protein 25-like. The transcript is spliced from 4 exons. Lineage: Eukaryota; Metazoa; Mollusca; Gastropoda; Planorbidae. Bases 164 to 1177 code for a protein of 337 amino acids. The record is from RefSeq and is a predicted model, not a curated record.
AUAGCAGAUGAACAUUGUGUGAACGGAAGUGAACAUUCCAAAGAUGACAUCUCACUAGCGUUGUACAUCUAGAUCUAGCUUGCGAGGUCGACCUCAAGAUUGUCGCCAGCGUUGGGGCAUGAAGAGACGCGAGAACUGAUCGGACUGCAGAUUCAAAGAGAGGAUGGAUAGAGACGCGAAUCCAAUACGAGACAUGAAUAAUUGGCGCUGGAAUCAGGAGGAGUCUGAUAAUGAGGAAGAGGCUGAACAUAACGGCGCUGGGGAUGAAGAGGACAUCAUUGCGCCUGAACGUAACAUCGAGCGGGCUCAACAAGACAGAGACCGUGCAAUGCGGGCCCUACUGCGGAUAGAGAGGGCGAGGGAGCGGAGGGAGAGGGCGAGAGAGCGGGGGGAGCAAGCGAGAGAGCGGGGGGAGCAAGCGAGGGAGCGGGGGGAGCAAGCGAGGGAGCGGGUGGAGCGGGCAAGAGAGCGUGCUGAGGGCGAAAGCGAGAGUGCUGAGCAACAGAGAGACCGUUCUGAGGAUAACAGAGAGCAGUUCAGAGACCGGCCUAGAGACUGGUCUAGACAGCGGUCCAGAUCGCGGUCCCGAGAUUUGCCUCCACGACAUCAAGGGAGCCCUCAAGGAGAUCGUCCCCAGGUUGUAGCUCAGCCUGCAAGAGCGCGGCCUUAUGAUGUACUAGAGCGAGCUCAACUAGACCGAGAACGAGCCGAGCCGGACAGAGCGAGCGCACGUGACGGAGAAAGGGCUGAACGUGACAGAGAGAUGGUUGAGCGUGACAGGGAGAGAGCUGAGCGUCUUCAGGUCCUGUUUGCAUUAGAAUCUGACAAUGAUGAAGAAGAGGAAUGGUAUACACUCAGAGACGAUGCACUUGGAUAUCGCAUUGGGAUAUUGGGCUACUCAAUUCAUAGCAUUGAUUCAAGGCCUGAAACACCGGAACCUCCACGUUUGACAAAGUCAGAAAUUGAUGUCCUCCCAACGGCCGUGCACAACAGGGACAGGAUCUCCGACGGAGAGGAGGCCUCUUCAGAUGUUCGAUGCUCAAUCUGUCUGAAGGAUUUUGAGACGGGUGACCAGAAGCGUAUAUUGCCCUGUGUUCACAAUUUCCAUACAGAGUGUGGUGACAAAUGGCUCAGGAUGAACGCCACCUGUCCUGUUUGCCGACAUCUAGUCAAGUAGUAAACUCCUGGCCAGUACUUGCACAUCUAAUGUGGCGCUGGGAGUUAAUAAUGUUCUUUUUGUAAAAAGAUGCUUAUCUUAUAUAACGACAUCCAUCAACAGUAAACUCAUUAAACUGAACGGCUAUCUA